AUGGCGGCUGCAAGUCGUGUAAAUCCCAAAACAAAGUCGUCCCCCAAAAUCCCUUUUCAAACAUUCGGCCAAUGCUUCUUCAAGUCACAUUGCGAACAAAAUUAUUUCGAGGUUUGGGUGCAAUUUAGCAACAUCAUCUGCGGUGACGAUCUAUCCGAGCUGUGUUCGUCCGCAAUCACUCAACUCAGCUUUACUGACCUGGCCAUCCGAGAAGCCAUGUUGGCUGUUGGAUGUCUAAAAACGGCCCUAGAUGAGAGACACGCUUUGUUGCUCGGCAGCAAAGCUGCCGGGACGCCUGCUUACGAUGAGGCUAUUAGCAGGUACAUUGUUGCAUUGCGCAGCGUUGUCAGCUCCUCCUUGAACAGAACGACAAUACGCACAGUUCUACUGUGCUGUAUCCUUUUCAUCUGUUUUGAUAUUCUCGAUGGAAACCGCCAUGCAGUACAUAACCACGUCUUUCAUGGCCUUCGUAUACUUCAGCAAUUCCUUUACUCGUUAUGUCCGCAGGCUGAACUUGCUGCUUGCCCGGACUCCCCAGACCCUUUUGCGGUCGAUGGACUGAUCAUACAAAUCUUCCAACGGCUAACUAUGAUUUCUCAUUCCCAUCUUGCCCUACAGGCGCAGUCGUUGUGGCAAACUACCUCAAGUUCUCGCCCCACGCCCAAGUUGCCUGUGGCUCGGAUACCAGAGUCCUUCGAGAGCCUUAAGGACGCAGCGCGAUGGCUGGACACUAUCUACAAGGGUCUCCUCGAUGCCACACGUGCCUACCAAGGUGAUAUCUCGGGAUUUGCCACAGAUGAAGCCUGGGUGAACUUGAGAGUUGGUCUGCUGGCUCUUCUCGAUGCAUGGGAAAACGCAUUUGAGCGCACAUUACAGGACGCGCGCAAGCGAUGCCACAACAAUUCUGGGCGUUUCUCUCAUGCCUUGCUGCUCCGAAUUCAGUGGAUAGUAGCCUACACAAGCGUCAAAGCCUCGCAGUGUACCGACUAUGAAGGUCUCGUGACGGUGGAGUCCUAUUUCGAAGAGAUUAUAAUAUUGGCAGACCAAUUACCAAGGGCAUACAUUACCAAGAUAACACCAUUUACGAUAUGUAGCCCGGUGUUUGCAUUAUUCUUGUGCGGAUACAAGUGUCGAAACCCCAAUAUCCGUGCGGAUGCAGAGAGACUGCUAGGCACAUUCAAUAUACAAGUAGAUGGACUUUGGGACAACCGUGCUGCACUCGCUAUUGUACAAUGGGGCCGGGAGCUUGAGGAUGAGUAUGCCCCCUUGUUUUCCAGCGCUGCAGACGCCUGGGUCACAAUUCGUCAACGAUAUGUAGUAUUCCAUAACCAUGAGGAUAAAGCGACUGUUGGAUCUUUGAGGCUCCGAGGAGUAGAAUGGGUCAUGGUGCAGGAAAUAAUAAGCUGGUAA
Messenger RNA from Fusarium venenatum, 1410 nucleotides. RefSeq lists its product as uncharacterized. The record is from RefSeq and is a predicted model, not a curated record. Gene Ontology annotation, biological process: regulation of DNA-templated transcription. Gene Ontology annotation, molecular function: zinc ion binding; DNA-binding transcription factor activity, RNA polymerase II-specific. Lineage: Eukaryota; Fungi; Ascomycota; Sordariomycetes; Hypocreales; Nectriaceae.